Molecule: messenger RNA, 2627 nt
Organism: Haliotis rubra (blacklip abalone)
Lineage: Eukaryota; Metazoa; Mollusca; Gastropoda; Lepetellida; Haliotidae
Product: ADP-ribosylation factor-like protein 3
Exons: 5
Coding region: 4-702 (232 amino acids)
Molecular function (GO): GTPase activity; GTP binding
Source: RefSeq, a predicted model, not a curated record
AACAUGGAGGUCGGUGGAGAACUGAAAAGCGCGCUGACUUCAAAACCGGCUGUAUAUGUUAUUGGUGGGACAGCUACGAUUGCUGCAGCAUAUGGUCUUUAUAAACUAUGGCUUUAUAUGCGCGAAGAAGAUGAAUAUUUUGAGAAUUUGCACUCGAGUAAAGACCAAAGUGAGCGCCGAGUGUUGAUCAUUGGCCUUGAUGGAGCAGGCAAAACCCGCUUUGCUCGUUGUUUUUGCAAGGGCCGACGGCGCCUCAGUACAACAGAAGAGACCACGAUUGGCUUCUAUGUGAACUCUGUGAUGCUGGGAUCCAUCUACCUCAACAUGUGGGAUGUGGGAGGUUCGGAUAUGUGCCGGACCUACUGGAAGGAGUUCUUGCUAGACUUGGAUGCCAUCUGUUAUGUUGUGGACUCAUCAGAUGCAGCCCGCCUGGAUGAGUCAAGACGGGAGCUCCACGCUUUCCUCAUCCAGAAGGGAACAGAGAACAUCCCUCUCAUUAUUGUGGCCACCAAACAGGAUAAGCCAUUGGCAAUGAAACCAGACUUGGUGUACAGCUAUAUGCAGCUGGACAACUUUGCCAAGACCCGUCCAAUCCACCUUGUCUCAGUCCAAGCACCAGACCAUGGACAACGCAAGGGUUUUAUGGAAACAUAUCGCAUCUUUGAGAGUCUCCAGAAGAGGCGGAGACACAAGUCUGCUUGAUUGUUGAGUCUUCACAAUAGAACAUGUACAGUUCUCUAGUGUUCCUGACACCAUGUACAAUCUAUCUGCUGUUGUCUUGUUGCCAUGGUGAUGUUAUUUACUAUGUUUAGUAUACAUUUACAUUUGUGUCCUGUUCAUCUUUAUUAGAAGUUUUUGUGAUGGUCAUAAUACUUCACUUUUUAGAAAAUAUUUACAAAAAUAUUUAAGAAUCCUUUUAUGUGAAUAGUUUUCAAUAUAGGUUUGCUGCCAUUUUUGUGCACCGCACCAAGCCACUUCAAUGUAUUUUGCAUUUAAUCAUCUCAAUACAUAUCAUGUUUUUACAUAUGUUAUCUACAUAUUGGUUGUGAUAUGACCCUGGGCUGUUGACAUGUUUACACAUGCAGCCAGGUAAAAACUUCUAAUGAAUUAUUAAAAAUACUGUAAUCUACAUGCAGUAUAUAUUGUAACAAUAUGUUUACCUUUAUUUCAAGGUGAUGUGCUAUACUAUAGAUUAUUAUUUACUGUUUUCGUUUUGUUGCUUGUCUUUUAUUGCCAGGCUCUUGUUGAAAUAUGCACUUUUUUCAGCACAAACAUUCUAAUUUAUAGAUCAGUAUUGUUUUGAAUUUGUCAAACCUGUCUACAGUUGACUGUAAAUUGUAAUAAAACCAAGGAAUAGGUUGGAUGCAAGGAUGCGGACAUCCACUUUUGAUUGUUUUUACAUUUUCACAAAUUGUAAACAACUAAGAAUACUGUGAAACACAAACUUAUAUGACCAGUGAACUUGGAUUGCCAAAUCACAAUUUGCUCAUAGUCCAGGCCCCUCCCUACAUGCAUUAGAAGAGGGAAUCAAUGUGAUCCAGGACCCUCCCUAAAUGUACUGAAAGAGGGGGUCUCUGCAUGUUCCAGACAUCCUCUAUAAACGGUGGAAGGGGCCUCAACGUCGUCCAGGACCCCUUUUCACAAAGUGAUUGUAACUCUACAAAUGUUGUGAAGUGUGUGUUAAAAUAUGUGACAGUUGUAGAGUUAAGAUCACUUUGAGGAACAGGGUCCUGGUACCUUCCUCUAUGCAGUGGAAGAGUGGAUGAACAUGGUCAUAUCCCUCUCUGUGUGCGAAUGGAGGAGGGGAUCUACAUGUUCCAGGUCCCUCCCUCUGGGCAGUGGAGGCGGGGAUCUAUAUGGUCCAGGUCUCUCCCUCUAUGCAGUGGAGGAGGGGAUCUACAUGGUCCAGGUCCCUCCCUCUGGGCAGUGGAGAUGGGGUCUAUAUGGUCCAGGUCUCUCCAUCUAUACAGUAGAGGAAGGGAUCUACAUGGUCCAGGUCCCGUCCCACUGGGCAGUGGAGGCAGGGAUCUAUAUGGUCCAGGUCUCUCCCUCUAUACAGUAGAGGAGGGGAUCUACAUGGUCCAGGUCUCUCCAUCUAUACAGUAGAGGAAGGGAUCUACAUGGUCCAGGUCCCGUCCCACUGGGCAGUGGAGGCAGGGAUCUAUAUGGUCCAGGUCUCUCCAUCUAUACAGUAGAGGCAGGGAUCUAUAUGGUCCAGGUCUCUCCAUCUAUACAGUUUAGGAGGGGAUCUACAUGGUCCAGGUCCCUCCCUCUGGGCAGUAGAGGUGGGGAUCUAUAUGGUCCAGGUCUCUCCAUCUAUACAGUAGAGGCGGGGAUCUAUAUGGUCCAGGUCUCUCCAUCUAUACAGUGGAGGAGGUGAUCUACAUUUUCCAGGUACCUCCCUCUGUGCAGUGGAGGCGGGAUCCAACAUAAAUUGGACAGUUUUACAACAAUCUUAUCCCAGUAGGUCAUAUAAACUGUAAUGACAGUGUAUUCUGCCAUGAUCAGACAAAAAGAAGUAAGACUUUUCUUUGUUGAAGAAAAAAUAUUGCUGUGUUUAAUGUGAAGGAAUCAUACCAGCAUCAUCAAUCACAAUGAAACAUUACUAUCUGGUCACAUUCCUAAUU